Molecule: messenger RNA, 6439 nt
Organism: Drosophila rhopaloa
Lineage: Eukaryota; Metazoa; Arthropoda; Insecta; Diptera; Drosophilidae
Exons: 5
Coding region: 483-4886 (1467 amino acids)
Source: RefSeq, a predicted model, not a curated record
UAGAUGUGUUGCAUAUAGUGAAAAGUCGAGACGUCAUAAUAAACUAAAUUGUUUUUGUGAUUGAUAUUAAAUAUUGUGUUAAAAGCGAAAAUGGAAUAUUAUGAAAUAUAAUAACAUUCAUUGGUUAUUCAAACUGCUUUUGAUUCCAGUCGUGUACCCCAGGUAUACAUAACUUUGUUGCUUAUGUGUACACAUCUGAAUGUAUACAUAUAUAUUCUGUUCAAUCUGAAGUGAAAAAGCCAAUAACUAGUUUUGUGCAUGUGUGCAUGCAUAUUUUUUUGUGCAUUAUGGAUAUACAUAUAUAAAACAUCUUAAAAACCGAUAUAUUUGCAAGACAUGGAGGUUAAUAGGUUCCCACAACUACAAUGUUUUUAUUGCAUGUAACAUCAGCCAUCCGUAUUGAGCAAAUGCCAUGUUAAAACAAUGCCCUCCGUAAAUAACCACUAAUAUAAGGUCGGAGUCACAUUCAAAAGUACAAUAUCAUGCUUAAAACGGACCAUAGCUUUCGAAUUAAGGUUAAGAAGCGUGAUUUUUCGGGAAUAGGAAACCACCAUGAACAUAAAAAUAAAAUUGAAAAAAAAGUAAGGAGAGAUUGGACUCAACCCACAAGCGCCACAACAAACCCUUCAUCAGUAUUAAAACACGAUUUAAUCGCUCUCUUGUCUCGAAAAAUGCUUUUACCUCGACGCCAUCAUGCCCUCAUUUUAUUUCUGCUUUUGAUUGCUGUUCACCAAAUUUGUUUGACCCAGUCUAUAUUAUUAGAAGAAUUAAGUUCGAGGAACAACAGAACCAUUUCGCAGGAAAAGUCUAAUGAAUACGGUAACUUGAGCAAUAGCACUGGAAAUAACAUGAUUGCUGGUACCUCCCCUAUAGUCCAAAAGGAUUAUUUGGAAAAGUUAAAUAACUUUGAGCGUAGUGUUGCAGCUGUUUUAAUAAAAGUAGCAUAUGGAACAACCUCUACAACCAAGCGAAGUAUACCAGAUACUAGUUAUUCCUUAGGUCUAACUACUGUUGCCACACCAUUUCUAACAACGCAGAGGUAUUUCUCCGUACAUCAACAACAAAGUGUCAAUGGUCGCCAGAAAAAUUAUGAACUUGACUUAGAGAGAGACCAUGCAUUGCCAACUUCGGCGCCCAAUGCUGACAUACUAAAAAGUAAUAAUAACCCGACUUACCCAAAUCCAAAUCGUCACCACCCACAUGACAGAGAUCGUCACAGGAACACCGUUCAGUCUAAUUCGACUCCGUCAUCAUCAAUUCCCAACCUUUUAAAAAAAUCGAACGGAGGGCAACCACCAACAAUACCAAUGUAUCCUGGCGACAUUCCAUCAUAUUCACCACCUUCGAGAGCCUUCUUCACACCGCCACUGCCACCGGAGUAUCAAAAUCCAUUUGCAGAUAAGCCCACAUUGCGUGGUACCAAUAAUGAGGGUCUAGUUGGUAUUAAUAGGCGACCCAUCCCACCGCCAAGUUUAAUGCCCAGUCAGGACCGGAUCCCUAUUCGACCACCAGAUCUGGGAGGCAAUAGUAACGAUGCCAUUGUAAAUCCGUUAGCGGACUUAAGUUACGCUAAUACUGGUGUAGAUGCAAAGCACCCUCUUGAUUCAACUGGCUCUCAUGGAACGGUGUCUAAUGUGUCCGCCACGGAUCGUAAAAAAGCUCUCAAUACACCGGCACGUACCACCAGUGACAACUUUUUAAAUGAAAAGACAGCAAUCGCAAAGGGGCCCCAUGAACCGGAUGUCACUGAUCCCAUUAAAAGACAGGAAGUUUUACCAAAUAUAAGACGUAUUCUGGGAUCGAAUGGAAAGAACGGGGACAUACCUGCUGUGUUGUUAAAGCAGGUAACUCAGCGACCCAUAAUUAGCGUGCGACAUCCGCCCUCUUCACCAAUUGUACUGAUCGAAAAAACUUUAACAAAUGAGGAGAAAACUGAUGUUGAUGGAUCCUCUGUGGCUAGUCCUAAUAUUAAUCAGAGCAAAUACCAGUUAGGUAUGUUGGAUUACUAUGAUAAUGCUAAUCAGACUACAGGAGGAACAACGCCAUCAGCAGCUGCUGCCAUUGGCGACGUCUCAGCCACCUCAUUUUCAUAUGCCACCACUAACGCGGGCCAAUCCAGACAUGACGGAAAGUCUUCUGACACUAUUAAAGGGUUGGAUCCGAGCAUGGGCGAUCGUGAUGCGAUUGCCGCCUCAGCAGCAGCUGCAUCGGCAAACACUACGUGGACCUGGGCCUGGAAUAUUCACAUCUAUUUAUCAGUUGUACUCUUUACUAUUUUAUCGGUAUAUUCCCUUUACAAACUGCUUACCUAUAACAAGCUUACACAUUUGUUUGCGCAGUCGUACUUUGUGUGCAUUUAUCUCAUACUGAUUGUGAUCUGUAUAUUGAGAAUAUUUUUCCUUUGCUUCGACGCAUACAAUGUUCAUGGCACCUUUAAUAUAUUCACUUCAGAACUCUUGCUGAAUUUACCCUCAACAUUCUUAACAGUUGCUUUUUCGGUGCUUAUGUUGUUCCUUUUUCUUAAGUCUUUGAACCACAAGAACAAUAGGUACUCGGCUCUGAUAAGACCGCUGACCGUGGUUGUAGGCUGCGGAGUACACGUUGUGCUUUGCAUUACACUACAUUAUGUUGAAUCGUAUACGCUCAAAAACCACCAUUUGUAUUUUCAACAACAGCAGCAACAGCAGUAUUUUCGUCGGCAGCAACUUCAUAAUCAACAAGGUCAAGUUACUGCUACAAUGUCUCCAUCGACUAUUUUGCCACCGCCUCCGCGAGUCUUGAAUCUUAUCUGUCAAAUAAUUUAUAUUUUUAUAUGUCUCAGCUUGGGACUCCUUUAUCUCUACUUGUAUCGCAUUUUAAAACGCAUUCUUCGCAGCAAAUCUCAAAACUAUAUUCAUGGCUAUCAGAACUUGUCCUACGCCAUACAUAUUACGAUUGCCACAGCUCUUCUGUUUGUUCUAUUGGCUGCCCUACAGAUAUUUGGUGCCAUAUGUAUUUCGUCAUCUCGUCCAACUAAUAUUGUCGAUGUCGACUGGCUACAAUGGGGAUAUCAGUUUUCUUUGCGGCUCAUAGAGAUAGCCAUAAUAACUUUAAUAUCCUGGGUAACAGGGCUUAAGACCAGUGUUGGGCACGAUUCUUUAAAUGCUGCUAAUGGGGACGUUCGGAUGGCCGGUGUUGGUGUGGGAGCCAUGGGUGUGUACGGCCAAAAUGGUGGUUCAACGAUUAAUGCCAUUAGAGAGAAACAUGUCGGGAAUGGCAGCCACAACUCAAAUGUAACCAAUUUCUUUCUGCCAUGCACAUCGAGCUCUAGUCAAGAGCAGUUCGAAACCGACUUCCCAGCUAUUUGCAACGCAAAUCCCAAUCUUCACACGUACACUAUGCGGACCGGAAAACUUAUAUACGAUGACAGCUAUGCUCUGAACUCUAUAGGGCCGACCGUUGCACCAAAUUCAAACAGCCGGCCCUGUGAAUAUCAACUGCAGGAGCCUAUGUACCAGAGGCCUUAUGAUACGGGUUCGGUUGGAAGUGCUCCUAAUGGUCAAAAUGUGGCAGAUUAUGGAUCCCAAGCUACACAAAACUACAAGCAAAAUCACCAAUCCCAUCAAAUGCGGUUUCACGAGCAGCCCACCUAUACGAGCGCGGACUAUAUGACUGAUACACCUCCAGAUCACUAUGAAAAUCCAAAUUUCCAUUUACACACCACCGGCAGUGGUACUUCUGGAAAAGUGCAAAAAGAAAUUUACGACAAAAAUGAGGUUGGCUCUACUUCAGGUUCUGGAUCUUCUCAGCAGCAAGUAGUACUGUUGCAAAACGACAGUUGUUAUUCUGAGCCACUUGAGCAGGAAAACAAACGAUAUGAAUUUAAUAUAUUUGAGCGACCUGUGUUUAAGGAUAAAUCAGUUCACAAUGCUCAGUCAAAAAGUGAGUGUUUCCAUGAUCGCCAAAAAAUAACAAAUGGGCGCGAAAGAAAGUUUGGUAAUGGUACACUUGAACAAAAUUUCUUCGAAAAUAAGAAUCCGGAGCGCCGCAGUUCAAACUCAACCAAUUCCUGCUCGUCAUCAAAUGCUGGUGGAGGGCGAUAUGGAAGUUAUAACUCAUAUGAAUGUGGAUUUUUCAACGGCGUUCGCAAGAGUGGUACUUUGAGCAGUAUUCCUAGUGGUGGAGUAACAUUGGUAGGAACUGCUUCAGGUCGUACUGUUGAUACACCAAUUGCUUCUGCUGGGACUCAACGAAUAACCGCCAAUGGAGCGCAGACGUUAGGAAUAUCGGAUAGAGACAAAGCCCACUAUUACCAGAGAUCAAGUGGUCGUCCCUCAAAUUUAAGAUCAUUGCAGGGUGGGACUGAUCUGUUUAAGAGUAUACCCACUAGACAGCAUCAACUACAACAGCUACCUUAUGAUCCUAAUUCCGAAGAAGAAGAAGAAGAGGAGGAAGACGAAAUAAUAUCAGGAAAUAAUGUAGAGUGUACAAACUUGAUAAACAACGAUGAUGGUUCUGCCAUUAUUGCCAAGGACAGCUCUCCAAAUUCUAUUUCCAUAAAUGGAAUAUCGUCAUCAGUACUUGUCGACGCAGUAGCAACUAAAAAUUUAUUGAAUGACCCGCUUUUACAUUUAGGUGUACACACACAAAUGCAUAAUCAAAAUAAUGGAAAGCUUCGUUCCGAGUUGUGUACUGCUUCAUCAGCUUCGGUGGCGUCUGCAUCUUCAAACUCAUACACAACGUCAAGUGCUUCUGAUAGUAUGUUAGUAACAGACCAAGGCUUUCUACGAUUUCGGUCCAUAGAGGAUCAAAACAGUUCACAAAGUGGAUCCAAUGCUGAACGAGAAGUUGUAUCUUCCCAUCGUCUUAAAAGUUGCAGUGCGACUGUAAACGGCAUCGAUUGCUAGGAUUUUUGUAGGUCCUGGAUACUUAGCUUUGCAUGUCUUAACGAUAACCAUCUUGUUUCAAUAAUUUACUCUCAAUCAAACGAUGUUUUGAUUGUUCGUUUAUGCCAAUAAAUGUAGUUAAAUCACCUCUUUCUACUAUCUUCAAACUUGUGAUAUACAUAUAUAAAACAAAAAACUAGCGAAAAGCUAUAUAUUAAAUAUACGAAUUUUCAGUAUAAAAAUUUAUCAUUCGGUAAAUAUUUAUCUUAUGCUCACAUUAAUAAAAACUAAAUUAAAAAUUUAUUUUUAAAACCAAGAUUAAAAUGCUUAUUUAAAAAGUUUAGAUUUUAUGCUUUCACAUUACAAACUUGUAUCCUUAUUCAAAAAUCCAUAUGUCUUAUAUAACUCAUAGAUCAAUUUAAACAUUUAUAUUUCCAUUAUUUACGUAGUAAAUAUGUAUAUACAUACAUAUAUCGGAAAACUUAUUUAUAAAUUAUAAUGUUUAUUCUUUUUCACUUUACAAAAUCAUUUCUUGUGAUUUUUUUGCUACCCAGUCAAUCUAGGACAUCAUAACUUUCAUGUGCACGGCGACAAGUAAAGAAUGUGCGCUCAAAUUUGAAUUUGGUUGAUGUACAAACUUUUAAUUUGCAAAAUGUGUUAUACAUCAAUAAAUUUUUCUUAGUAUAUAUACUCAUUUAAGUUUUAAAAAAAGUAUUCGUUUUUUUAUAUGAUCUAUAAGUUAGUAAAUUUUAGCUUUUUAACAAACAACAUUUGUCACAAUCACGAAUAAUUAAAGAAAAUAAAUUAAUGUGAAAUGAUUCAGAAAAGUAAUUUAUGAGCUUGGUACACUGUGUUGUGUAUUAAUUUCAUUUCAAACGUCUAUUUGACACAAAAAUGCUAAAACUGCAUAAACGUGUAGACAUUGAAAAACAUUUUAAAUUCAAACAAACACUGAAACUUAAAUACACAACACUGUUUAAUAAGUCUAGUUUUUAUAUAAAUAAAACUAUAGUUCUAUAAAAAGGCCGACAAAUUAUUAUUAUAUUAUUUUUACCUGAUUUUAAAUAGGCCAGGACAAAAGUAAAUUUUUUAAAUUAAAUGAUAUAUCUUAAUACUAAAUAUUUUCUUAGGGGUAGACACAGAAAAAUGCUUUUUAUAUAAACAAAAAACAACCUGUUAAAAUAAAAGUUAAUUGCAUAGUACUGAUUAGUUAAGGAUUUUUCAUUUUCUAUUGUUAAAUUGAUCAAAAAUAAAUGUAUUCGUAAAAUACUUCUAUAUUAAGGAUACAAUUUAUAAGGUUAUAGUUUUAAUCUUUUUAUGCAGCACCGUCAAAUCAUAAUGACAUGUUAGGAAGCCAUAAAUGAAUUACUAUUAUCAUAGAUAACCUGUAUAUAUAUUUUUAUAUCUAUAAGGAAUAAUAAAUUCCUAUAAUAAUAAAAUGACAAACAAUAUUUCCGAAUAAUAAUUAUCCUUUACUUUGUACACAUAGACAAACAAACAUGUAUGCGUAUUCUUCAAUGUAAUUAUCUUUAAUAAGCUAGCCAGGCAAAAAUAAAUAUAAAAUACAGAAUUUA